GAGGGUGCGGCUGAGGCGCGAGCGGCACUGCUGAGUCUGGCGUUGGGCAAGAACAUCAUGAUUGAACCGUGUUCGGCGACUCCGGGGGCGGAGGUUACGACGGAGAAGUUGUCUUCGGCGGAGAAUGGGGGUUGCGAAAAAUGGGUAACGGCGAAGACGUCAGAAGGCGAGGACUUGAGCUUGCUGAUGUUGCGGGGCGGGUACGUGGUGGUGGACGCGGCGACUGCGCCUGCAGCGAGGUUGGAGGAGUACCUUAGAGUGCCAGCGACGCGGCCGCCAUGUGGUCCGGCGAUAAAAGCGGUGAACUACGACGCGUCAGUGUUGGAAGAGAGUCGGACGGAUCAAUUGUGUGUGGUGGAGAAGGUGCUGUCAGGGACGGAGGUAGAAUGUUUCGUGCCAAGUGCACAGACUUAUUUGCGUUUAGGUCUGGCGGGAUUGGAGGCUGCACGAGAGGAAGAGUGUGUGGAAUUGUUAACGAUGCGUGUGCUAGGUCGUCAGUUUAACUUGCGGUUAGUCGGUACGGUAGACGGACGCAUUUAUGGGGCCCUGUCCUUCCCCGAAGGUGGCCUGGUGGUCCGUACGGUGUUGGAGGUCGGAUUGGGUAGGUUGCACGAGAGUUCGGCUCAGCGGUUGCGAAUGGCCCAGCGUGCGGCACUUCAAAACGCCGUGGCGGAGGCCAAGAAGCUAAAAGUCGGUAUCUGGCAGGCCACGGCAGGUGGGGAAGACGGAGCGACGACCGCAAGCAAUACUCCUACGGCUCGAGACCUGGCCACGGUUGGCGAGUUUGACGCAAGACUCGCUGACGUCUUCGGCACGUCGAGCUUGUUGGUACUUGAGGGGAACCCGCAGACCGGUGUAAUCACCCCAUUCUCACCCCACCGUGCUGUCUACCUGUCCCACCUCCGCGGUCGUGCCGCCGGAUGGCUAACACCUGCACGCGAGGCGAUAAAAGAGAUCUGCGGCACACGAAAACUUCGCAUCAAAAUCGACUACAUGCGUUGCGCACAAAACGUUGACAACCCACCGAGGCCCUCCGAUGACUACGGUCGCCUCCACUAUGCCACCGUCAUUGUACAAGAGCCUGGUACAAAGACGUGUCUAAAUAAGGAACUACUCCGGCGGGGCUUCGCCCGCCUAGAUCGACUCCAAAACGGAGCCGUGAAGACGUCAUUGUAUGAGGAAAUGGAGCAACUCAGUCGCGACUCCACCCCCAAUAACCAACCAGCGCCGAAGUUCAACGACUACAUUGGUCCAGCUAAUACAAGGCGCGCGCGACAGCUGUAUAACUCACUUCGGAACGAAUCCUGUCUUCGUAUUUUCGUCGAGCGCGUGGUCACAGGCACCCGAUACCGUGCCUACGUGCCCGGUUACGCGGCCAUGAUCUCUGUCUCCCUCUCCGGUGUCACGGCGCCGCAAGUGGCUAGACGAAAUGUAGGUUUCGAAGAUCCAGAAGAUAAGCCGGCUGAUGAACCGUUUGCGAACGAAUCAAUAGCCUGGGCCGAGCUGAACGUCAAUUACCGUCCCUUCAUGGCUCAAUUUGUCAAUUGUGACAUGGGCGGUACCUUCUCGUCCAUCCUCACACCGCCUGGAGCAAAAAAAGAAGGCACUAAAACCUCACUGUCCAGUGUCGACCUCGCCAUCUCCGGCACUCCGCUUCAAGAAACCAUGCUCCGUGAAGGUUACGCCAUGGUCUUCGACCGCUUCCCAGGUCCCCACGCGGAGGAGUAUUACAAGUUGGAGGAACGUGCCAUCAGUGAGAAAAAAGGCAUCUGGAGCUUGGAGGAGAAUGUCAUAUACUUUGGUCGCAAAGAAGAUGCCACCAAGACGACCGACGUCCUCGGCAACUGGGGAGACGUGUCCAUUUCGCACUGCGAAAGCAGCAGCGAGGUUUAUGUCCAGAAACACUCCCGCACCAACGACUUGCUGGACAUUCAACGGACCAUUGCCCGCGAGGCUGUGGCCACCUAUAGCACCCAAAGCAAGACCGAACUCCCCGCGAAAAACAGCAUUAUUCUUGCCAAAUUCGAAGGCGAGUGGUACCGCGCACGCGUGCUAAAUGUCAAGUCAGGUCUAGGCAGCAUCGAAGUCUUUUUCUUGGACUACGGCAACACCGCGGAAAUCACGUCUUUAGACGACAUCGCUGUCCUACCCACUGCCGUCAACGUCAUUGCCUACCCACCUCUGGCCAGUCGCGUUGGUCUCGCCUAUAUAAAGAACCCUAGUAUCGACCCAGGUAGUCUGGACAAUGCUUGCGACGUGAUUAUGGAAUUUGGCGAAGAACAAACCUGCCAGUGCGAAUGCGUGGGGACUCUGGACACUGUUCCCCAAGUUCUGGCUACAGGAACGGCGCCUUAA
This is a messenger RNA of Gregarina niphandrodes, 2355 nucleotides long. RefSeq names its product nuclease domain protein. The transcript has a single exon. The annotation marks the transcript as partial. Lineage: Eukaryota; Apicomplexa; Conoidasida; Eugregarinorida; Gregarinidae. The record is from RefSeq and is a predicted model, not a curated record.